Diaporthe amygdali is the source of this 1908-nucleotide messenger RNA. Its product is annotated as Heterokaryon incompatibility protein 6. Bases 1 to 1908 code for a protein of 635 amino acids. Lineage: Eukaryota; Fungi; Ascomycota; Sordariomycetes; Diaporthales; Diaporthaceae. The transcript has a single exon. The record is from RefSeq and is a predicted model, not a curated record.
AUGCCGGACUCAAGUGCAGCUUGGGUAAGACGGCUGGACAAAGACGACGAAGUGUUAGGACUCGACCGCCCACAGUUGGUUUACAAGGGAUUAUCCACCAGCAAAAACGAGUUCCGCCUGUUGCAGAUUGAGCCGGCUGAAAACUCCGGCGACCCAAUAAUUGGUAGACUCUUCAAGGCAUCGCUUGAUCAUUUUCCACCAUACGACGCGGUGUCAUAUCGGUGGGAACGAACGAAGAAGUCUCACACUAUCAUCAUCAACGGAACCAAAUUUCCAGUGAUGGAAAAUGUGUUCUGCUUCUUGUCGGAGUUUCGACAGCAAUCAUUUCCGGCCUCUCCCACCUUCUGGAUCGACAGCGUCUGCAUCAACCAAGAUUCCACGUGGGAUCGAAACAACCAAGUGCAAUUGAUGGGAAAAGUUUACUCGAAAGCCAGCGCCGUCAGAGUAUGGAUCGGAACAGAUUCUGACAAUGCAGAAGCGGCGUUCAAUCUGAUUCAUCGAUGUGGACGAGCCGACGGUGUGCCGGACAAGGAUAUUGUAGCAAAUGUUGUGCGCAACGAAGUCGGCACAAAGGCGAUCACAAAAUUACUCCAACGAGAGUAUUGGAAUCGUAUGUGGGUUUUCCAAGAGAUAGUCUUGGCCAGCAGGGCAGUCGUCCACUGUGGAACACUACAAGCCCCAUGGUCGAAUUUCAGAUGGCUUGACAACGUCUCGUCGAAACAUACACUGUGGCUCGAACACCAAAUUAAAUACCAAUGGAUCUUCGAGUUUCGUAAGGCCAUGUUCAGAAUUGCCCAUUUUUGUAUCACUGUGGACCAGGCCACCCAUAUCAACAACGUCCUGCACCCAACAAGGCAUCUACAAUGCCAAGAUCCCAGAGACAAGCUAUUCGCAUUACUAGGUGUUUGCAAAGCUUUGGAUUGGAUUGUGAAUCCUGAUUACUCUGCUUCAGUGCGGGAUGUGUUCACCGCCUUUGCGCAAAGCCAGAUGAUAGAAGAUGGUAACCUGUCUGCGGUGCUUACAGCUGGGCAAUGGAGCCCACUGAAUGGGGGCGACAUCAAGCUUCCCUCAUGGGUCCCUGAUCUUCGCGGCAUGGGCGGCGUUGAUAUUCGCUAUUUGGCAGGCAGUUACGUGGAUGCUUUUGACGCUGAUGGGAGCGCUCCCACGCAGCAUGGGUUCACUCUCAAGCAGGAUGAUUUCCUCGAGCAGGACGGGAACAACAUCGUCAAUGUUAACGCAAUACUCUUCGAUACCAUCCAAACCUGCAGGCCACUCCAUGGAAUCGCCCAGUCAGACCCUGAUCGCAAAGAAUUGAUCAUGACUGUCUGCUCGUUGACCGAUGACGGCAUGUUCUCAAUGCUGAGGCUUCGAGAACUUUUCGAAGGUCUCACAUUCGCCGACAAGACCACCCUGGUCUAUAAACGUUCUACAGAGUGGCGCAUUCAAGAGAGAACGAGGAGGCUGGCGCUUGGCUUUUACCAAGACCUUUGCGAGCUUUUUGGUCCCAGUCCCAUCUUUGUUAGCCUUCUAGAGUCUUUCGAACAAAUUACUUCGGCUCUUGGUCUCUAUAAAUCGGUACCGGAAAUGGUCCGAGGCUGUGGCCUGGAGCAGAUGUGUCUGAACAAGAUGGAGUAUCUAAGCAGAGCAGCAGAAACGACCGAUCGUCAGUCGACAGCUAUUUUCACCACUAUUGGAGGGCGCUUAGGAAUCGGGCCUCGCUGCGUGCAACAAGAAGAUCUUGUUGCUAUUGUGCGAGGUUGCCGAGUACCGUUGGCUCUGCGGCAACACAUGGCUUAUUACAGGCUGGUCGGCCCAGCUUACGUUUCAGGAAUAAUGCAGGGUGAAGCUCUGGGUUCUUAUGACGAGCAUGGCAAUCAUAGGAGCUUUGAGGCAAUACAGCUUGUGUAG